Mucor mucedo is the source of this 1303-nucleotide messenger RNA. RefSeq names its product GroES-like protein. Lineage: Eukaryota; Fungi; Mucoromycota; Mucoromycetes; Mucorales; Mucoraceae. The coding region runs from base 105 to 1202 and encodes 365 amino acids. The transcript has 6 exons. Gene Ontology annotation, molecular function: zinc ion binding; L-iditol 2-dehydrogenase (NAD+) activity. Gene Ontology annotation, biological process: D-sorbitol catabolic process. The record is from RefSeq and is a predicted model, not a curated record.
AUUCUCCUUUUUUGCGAUUUUAUUUUUCUUUACAAAAAGCAAAUUAACUUUUUUCAAAACCUCUCUUUUUUCACACACAUAAUUUUUAGUUUUUAUAUAUAUCAAUGACAGUUGCAAGUAACUUAUCUGCUGUACUUUAUGCACCAGGUGAUCUUCGUAUGGAACAAACAGCCAUAGAAGAGCCUAACGAGGAUGAGGUUCAAAUCAAUAUCCGAGCCACUGGUAUCUGUGGGUCUGAUUUGCACUACUAUCAUCAAGGCAAAAUAGGCACGCGUGUUUUAGAACGUUCAAACCCAAUGAUUCUUGGUCACGAGUCCUCUGGCAUCGUUACCAAAGUAGGUUCCAAAGUCGCUCAGCUUUCCGUUGGUGAUCGUGUUGUCAUCGAGCCAGGCAAAUCAUGUCACUAUUGUCAACGCUGUGAAGAAGGCAGGUAUAAUCUAUGCCCUACUAUGAAGUUUUCUUCUUCGCUUUUCCAAGGCCCUAAUCAAGGUUUGUUACGAGAAUAUGUGUGUUUCCCUGCAGAUUUAUGCCACAAAUUGCCAGACAAUAUGUCAUAUGAACAAGGCGCAUUGAUCGAACCAUUGGCUGUAGCCGUUCAUGCGGUAGGUCGUACAAACACAGUAAAAGUAGGCUCUUGUGUAGCUGUAAUUGGUGCGGGUCCUAUUGGCCUCCUUGUUGCUGCUGCUGCCUAUGCGCAAGGUGCUACACAAUGUGUCCUCUUUGAUAUCAAUUCCAAUCGACUCAGCUUUGCCACGUCCUACUUACCGACCAUCAAAACCGUAUUGUUACCACUUAAGCCUCCGACCGAGACUUCAUUGGCAUGGGCACAAGCAUAUGUAGAAAAGCAUCUAGGAGACUAUGCCGAGAAAAUUGACGCCGUGUUUGAAUGUACAGGGAUUGAAAGUAGCGUGGGAUUAUCCAUGUAUUUAGCACGUAGAGGAGGAGUGGUCAUGCUCAUUGGUAUGGGAACUAGCCAAUGUAUGAUGCCUAUUGACUUGAUUUCGACACGCGAAAUUGACGUUUUAGGUAAUUUUCGGUAUAGCCAUGUUCACCCAAAGGCUAUUGCCAUGAUUAGUGAAGGAAAAAUACCUACCGAGGGACUUGUUUCUCAUAAAUUUGCAUUGAAAGAUACAUUGGCUGCUUUUGAAACAGUCAAAAAAGGUGGCGAGGGAGUGAUCAAAGUUCAAAUUGGCGAUUUUUAAUAAAAGAGUUGGUUAACUCAAAAAGGCAAAUUUAAACAGAACAAGCAAAAAUGUGAGGGGAUUAAAAAGCGUGUUACAGUAGGACAGUCGAUUGUUUCUAU